AUGUCCUUUUCAAAUCCCAAAGACCUCUCAAAACCAAGAUUGGAGAUACGUCUGCACCGACUCAGAGGAGAAACGUUGGCUGACGUAGUUUCCAAUUACAAUAGAACCCUGAGAUUUUCAGAGUCUGACCCGAGUAGAGAUGAAGACAGAUCAGAAACUCACUCAAAAAAACAAGACGAGGGCCCCAGACCAUAUCCCCGCAAGGCUUACAAAUGCAAAACUGAAGUCUACGAACAAGAAGGGUCACAAACUGACUCAGAAGAGGAAGACAGAGGCCCCGGGCCAUCCAGCGACCCAGCCUACGAGUGUGAAACUGAAGUCGACGAACAAGAAGGGUCACAACAUGACUCACAAGAGGAAGACAGAGGCCCCGGACCAUCUCACGACCAAGCCUAUGAGUGCGAGACUGACGUGGAAAGUCAAGACGAAAAUGAGCGAGACGACGAUGAAGAUGACGACAAUGAGAGCAUUGCCGGCCACGAGAGUGCAACAGACGUGGAUGAGCAAGACGAAGACUUAGGGGACGACAGUCACAAUGAGGAAGACAUCGAAGAAGAUCAACCAGAGGAGCUUGAACUUUCGGAGAGAGCGAGCGUGUACCCUGACACUUUUUCCUCCAAGAACGGCGAAAUAGUAUGGUCCAUAGCUGAGCGCAAUGAGUUGAGAUGCCUGAGAUCCUCUCCUCACCAGCCUGUGGGUCCUACUCUGGAGGCGAGAGAGGGGGCUCGAGACAUACUCUCCUCAUUUCUUUUGUUUUUCACUUCAAAUGUGGAGAGGCUGAUUUUGCUAGCAAGCAACCACCAAAGCGCAGGGAGUGCCUCAAAACCCAUGGACGAAAUUGACCUGAGGGCCUACGUGGGACUGCUGAUCUUGGCCGGAGUGUACAGGUCUCGAGGCGAAGCUCUAGCAAGCCUGUGGGAACCCGAAUGCGGACGAGCGAUCUUCAGGGCUACUAUGUCCCUAAAAACUUUCUACCGCCGCUCUGUGAUGCUCAGGUUCGACGAUCGUGAAACUAGAGCCUCCAGGAGCGCCACGGACAAACUGGCCGCAUUCAGGGAGGUGUGGGAAGAGUGGUGUGAUCGGCUUCCGAAGCUUUACAACAUUGGAUCCGAGGUCACAGUGGACGAACGGGUUGUCCCUUUUAAAGGACGUUGUUCUUUCAAGCAGUACAUCCCCAACAAGCCGGCCAAGUACGGCCUCAAACUGUGGGUUGCGUGUGACGCCCGGACGAGCUACGCUUGGAGAGUUCAACCGUACAUGGGCAAACCAACUUCGGGCGGUCGAGAGAAGAACCUCGGGUCGCGCGUUGUGUUAGAUCUCGUCCAGGGACUGGAGCACCGCCACGUAACAUGCGACAAUUUCUUCACCUCGUACCCUCUCGCCACUGAGCUGCUGAAACACAACAACACCCUGCUAGGCACGAUCAGAAGCAACAAACCCGAACUGCCUCCUGAGCUGACGUCUGUCCGCGGGCGGGAGGUGUUCUCUUCCAGGUUUGCCUUCACAGAUGUGGCCACAUUGGUAUCCUACGUGCCCAGAAAGAACAGAAAUGUUCUACUCCUGAGCACUAGGCACUCGACGGUCGAAAUAUGCCAUGAGCGGAAGAACAAAAAACCAAGGAUUAUCUUGGAUUACAAUGGAACCAAAGGCGGCGUGGACAACCUUGACAAACUCUUGGCAACGUACAGCUGCAGGAGAAUGACCAAGCGUUGGCCCAUGGCUAUGUUCCACAACGUAAUUGACGUGUCGGCGUACAACGCGUACGUGAUAUGGAGGGAAACGCACCCUGACUGGAUGCCGGGAAAACGCAACCGAAGGAGACUGUUCCUGGAGCAGCUGGGCAAAGAUCUCAUCAGACCACUCAUACUGCGCAGGAAGGGAGUUCCGCGCACUAAGGAUGCCUACGAUCUCAUGGUCAGCAUGCGAGGAGACAGCCGUAUCGCCGCAGACGGGAAAAGAAAACGAUGUCAGAUAUGCCCGCGCUCCAAGGAUGCAAAGACGCGCACCUCUUGCAAGGGGUGCGGAAAGUACAUCUGCGGUGGCUGCACGGUCCCCCUUUGCCCAGUUUGCUCUGAGCGCGGAGAUGGGGACUCUGACAGUGAUCCCGCUGUCACGGCAUGUGGUGUCAAACGUAGUAACUUGUGAAACCUCAACUCCCACAGUCUGGUGCCGAGCUACUGAAAAUCUCGUCUGUAUUUUUUUUUUUCUUGUGUAACUGCAUGUUGUUCCUUGAAAUAAAGCUGAGAAUCACCUUCAAACAAAUGCAUUUGAGUCUGUUUUGUUAGUCCUGUGUGCCUUUUUGUAACUCCAUAAAUGAAGUAGUCCACACAAACGCUGGGUCUUUUUUGAUCAAAUAGGUCUGUUUCGUAAAAAAGACUUGUACAGACAAGAGCCGUUUGAUGGUGGGGCAUCGAUUGAUUUUAUUUUAUCAAAUACAUGUUUUACAAAUUUCCUCAUCUCCGUUGCUGAGGCAAAUAACUGGGAAGAAUGCACCACUGACAACAACUAAAUCAUUGAGUCAUCGUCUCCCCUCUCAAUUGUGUAGCGCCAUAAUGCUGAAUCGCAAGCGGUCUACAGCCUUGCGGAGAGGAAAGAGAGGUCGUGACGAUAGAGAGCACGGUAGAGAAGGAGAACUGGGGAAUGAGAACUCCUGCGAAUAUGAGUGUUCUCACAUGGACAUGAUCGCUUCGCUGAGACGUGAGAUCGUAGAACUGAAGGGCGCUCUGGACAGAAGCGAAAGGAAGCAUGAAGGGAGCACACUCUACAAACGGACCGACGUGCAGCCAGCCGUUCAAGAGUUAGGCGAGAACCCUAA
This is a messenger RNA of Oryzias melastigma (Indian medaka), 2815 nucleotides long. Its product is annotated as piggyBac transposable element-derived protein 4-like. Lineage: Eukaryota; Metazoa; Chordata; Actinopteri; Beloniformes; Adrianichthyidae. The record is from RefSeq and is a predicted model, not a curated record. The transcript is spliced from 2 exons. Bases 1 to 2145 code for a protein of 714 amino acids.